GCCCUAAUUUCUGGGCCGCUGGCCCGGGUCACCUUCUGGAGUCCACGGCCUGGCUGGCCCGGGCAGGGUGCGCCCCCUCCCCUCAGCGGUGACCGGCCGGCCCCACCCCCGCCGAGACCAAGUUCAACAAGUUUGGCCAAGAAGUCCUAGAGCCUCCAUGGCUAGGCCUGGCCCGGUCGCUUCGCGUGGGCUCCACCGGCUACGAGUUGUGCAGCUCCGGGCCGGCAGGAGGGCCGGUCGAAGGGCGCCGUCCAUAAGGGUUGAUUGAGGCCAGAGACGGGCGCCACUGGGCUCCGAAGUUUGGUGUGGAGGCUCCGGGUUUGGAGUGCGUCAUCAGGGAGCAGGCACCUCAGGCGGCAGCUUCAAGGCAGAAUCACAGUGGCAGCUUUGAGAGUUGGACAUCCGGGUCCCCGAAAGUGAUCUCUAGGCCCCAGCACCCAUCCGCCACCAUUCCGUGCUGCAGGGACGCCAUGGCUCCAGAGGAAGACGCUGGAGGGGAGGCCCUGGAGGGCAGUUUCUGGGAGGCUGGCAACUAUAGGCGGACCGUGCAGCGGGUGGAGGACGGGCAUCGGCUAUGCGGGGACUUGGUCAGCUGCUUCCAGGAGCGUGCUCGCAUCGAGAAGGCGUAUGCUCAGCAGCUGGCUGACUGGGCCCGCAAGUGGAGGGGCGCUGUGGAAAAGGGCCCCCAGUACGGCACGCUGGAGAAGGCCUGGCACGCCUUCUUCACCGCGGCCGAGAGGCUGAGCGCGCUACACCUGGAGGUGCGGGAGAAGCUGCAGGGCCAGGACAGCGAGCGGGUGCGCGCGUGGCAGCGGGGGGCCUUCCACCGGCCAGUGCUGGGGGGCUUCCGCGAGAGCCGGGCUGCCGAGGACGGCUUCCGCAAGGCCCAGAAGCCCUGGCUCAAGAGGCUGAAGGAGGUUGAGGCUUCCAAGAAGAGCUACCAUGCAGCACGGAAGGAGGAGAAGACGGCGCAGACUCGGGAGAGCCACGCGAAGGCCGACAGUGCCGUGUCGCAGGAGCAGCUGCGCAAACUGCAGGAGCGGGUGGAACGCUGCGCCAGGGAGGCCGAGAAGAUGAAGAGCCACUACGAGCAGACACUGGCGGAGCUGCAUCGCUACACCCCGCGCUACAUGGAGGACAUGGAGCAGGCCUUUGAGAGCUGCCAGGCGGCCGAGCGCCAGCGGCUUCUCUUCUUCAAGGAUAUGCUGCUUGCCUUGCACCAGCACCUCGACCUCUCCAGCAGCGAGAGGUUCCAUGAACUCCACCGAGACCUGCAUCAGGGCAUCGAGGCAGUCAGCGACGAGGAGGAUUUGCACUGGUGGCGCAGCACCCACGGGCCAGGCAUGGCCAUGAACUGGCCGCAGUUCGAGGAGUGGUCCUUGGAUACACAGAGGACAAUUAGCAGGAAGGAGAAAGGUGGCCGGAGCCCUGAUGAGGUUACUCUGACCAGCAUCAUGCCCACAAGAGAUGGCGCUGCACCCCCACCCCAGUCCCCGGGGUCCCCAGGCGGUGGGCAGGAUGAGGAGUGGUCGGAUGAGGAGAACCCCCGGAAGGCUGCCACCGGGGUGCGGGUGCGGGCGCUCUAUGACUACGCUGGCCAGGAAGCUGAUGAGCUGAGCUUCCGAGCAGGGGAGGAGCUGCUGAAGAUGAGCGAGGAGGAUGAGCAGGGCUGGUGCCAGGGCCAGCUGCAGAGUGGCCGCAUUGGUCUGUACCCGGCCAAUUACGUGGAGUGUGUGGGGGCCUGACCUCCCAUGACAGCCCUUCUGCAGCGUUUCUCCACCCCGCAUCAGGGCCCUGCUUCUCUUGGACAGCUGGACCUGAAGGCCCUGGACCAUGGUGCCCCUUGCUGCCCUUCUGUCCAUUGAGGAAGGAGGAAGUCCUGGGCCCAGGGUGGGGAGCGGCCUGCAUCUAGAAAGGGACUGGUAGGGAAAGGCCAACUGAGUCUAGGCUGAGGGGAAGAUGGGGGAGGUCAGGAGGUGACAGAAGGGCUCAGGGGUGCCCGGGCCUCUCCAGGAAUGGGUGGUCUCCCCAGGAGCUGUGGACCCAGUUUCUGGUCUCAGUGUUUUGGGGUUCCUGGGGUGGUCUUGGGGUGAGCGUAGUUCUGGGCUAGCGGCACUCUCUUGUGGUUUGUUCUAGUGUGUAUUAAACUUGGAGAAAAAACCCAA
Molecule: messenger RNA, 2165 nt
Organism: Lutra lutra (Eurasian river otter)
Lineage: Eukaryota; Metazoa; Chordata; Mammalia; Carnivora; Mustelidae
Gene: PACSIN3
Product: protein kinase C and casein kinase substrate in neurons 3
Exons: 11
Coding region: 471-1745 (424 amino acids)
Biological process (GO): plasma membrane tubulation; regulation of endocytosis; cytoskeleton organization
Cellular component (GO): cytoplasm; plasma membrane; endosome
Molecular function (GO): protein binding; phospholipid binding
Source: RefSeq, a predicted model, not a curated record